AUGACUGCUCGUCAGCUUGCCGCCCUUCGUGAACUUGCCGCGCUUGCUGAGGUCGGUGUUGCUCCAAGUCCACCUCCGCCGACGAGCAUUCGGGUGAUCCCAAACCCGCGGCUGACACGGCGCCGCUUCUCGCUCGCGCUCUCGUUCCCUCCCGAGCUCGUCGAAUUGAUCGGCCAUGCGCUGAUCGGCAAGGACCCCAAGAUGAUUCAGUCAACGCACUAUGGUGAUCUGUGUCGCUCGUCGCUCGUGUGUCGUGCGUGGUCGGGUCAGAUGCAGAUGCUCUUGUGCCAGAUCGUCGUUCUGCGUGAUCAUCACCAGCUCAAGGCGUUCGUGCGCUCGGGACUCACGCACCGCUAUCGCACUCCGCAACUGUCGCUCGAGCUCGAGCUCGAGCUCGAGAAAGAGAACACGACGGCCAAAGAGCGGCGACGCAUGCGUCGACACCCAGACGAAAGCGACGAGACCACCGGUUCGCUCUGCAAGACUUUGAUGCGCACCGCCCAAGGAGUCGUUUCCCUCUCGAUCGGAGCUUGCGACUUUGAGCUCGAUCAAGAGUCGAUUGACAACCUCAAAGGUACGUAAUUUGUCGUCCUUCCGGAGCGAUGCAGGAACAAGCGUUCUUUGUACUAAUUUGCCGCCUCGGACAAUCAACCCUGUCACAAUAGAUGUUCAGAACUUUCGCCUCUCGAGCUCCUGCACGGUCCGCUCGGCCCCCGAUUUCCAACCCCUUGAAUGGCCAAACAUUCGCACAUUCCAUGUCGAUGGGACCGACCCCGCAGUCGCCCUUGCUGUCGUGAACAGCUACGGAAUGCCAGGGCUCUCUCAAGCGUCGCUUUACCCCAAGCCGGAGCAAUUCCAAGAGACCGAGAUCGCCAAAUUCUCUUCGGCUUCUUCAACACUUACGGCGGCAUUCUCGCCCACAUGGUCUUGAGUUGCCUCGAUUUCGAGGACGAGGAAUACUACCGAUUGGGAGAGUUGUUGAAGCUGUCACUGCGACCUUGCCAUGCGUUAAAAGUCCUCAAGCUCACGGCGACCCAAUUCGCGAAGCUCAUCGACUACAUCCCUGCGACGGUGCAGAUUCAACAACUCACGCUCCAGUACUCUGUCACGACUCGCACGGCGGCGAUUGAAGCGGCCGACCAAGCCAUGAAGAUGAUCCGCGCACCUUGCUUGGACGACCUAUGGUAUCUCGGUGUUCAACAAGAGAAGCAGAAUCUUUUUGGACAACAGGUUGAGGGGGGUGGGGUCAUGUUCUUUGCUUCGUUCGGACAACGCGAGGAGGUGCCCCCUUUCGAUAUCGAGGUGUAUUGGGAGCCGCUGAAGCAGUUCUGUCGCGAUAACAAGAUCUUGUUCCGCUUCAAUCUUGAUAGCUGGUGA
Messenger RNA from Microbotryum saponariae, 1377 nucleotides. The record is from the annotation of a GenBank genome assembly. NCBI's taxonomy places the organism in Eukaryota, Fungi, Basidiomycota, Microbotryomycetes, Microbotryales, Microbotryaceae.